Molecule: messenger RNA, 4056 nt
Organism: Pungitius pungitius (ninespine stickleback)
Lineage: Eukaryota; Metazoa; Chordata; Actinopteri; Perciformes; Gasterosteidae
Gene: disc1
Product: DISC1 scaffold protein
Exons: 14
Coding region: 810-3359 (849 amino acids)
Biological process (GO): neuron migration; cilium assembly
Cellular component (GO): intermediate filament cytoskeleton; microtubule; mitochondrion
Source: RefSeq, a predicted model, not a curated record
CACACACACACACACACACACACACACACACACACACACACACACACACACACACACACACACACACACACACACACACACACACACACACACACACACACACACACACACACACACACACACACACACACACACACACACACACACACACACACACACACACACACACACACACACACACACACACACACACACACACAGAGCAGCAGCAGCAGCAGUUGAGCCGGCGAUGUGGUUCACAGGCUGCCUGCUGUGGCGAUGAGGCGGUCUGACGGAGUCUGGAGUCAAAUUCUUGAACACGUAGGACUCCUCUCGCUGCUCCCCGAAUGACGGACUACUGAUCGCUCUCUGAUGAGACACGGAUAUGAAUUCAUUUAACCACUUCUGCCAUUUUAUCCCACCGCAACGUUUUUUUUGACACCAUUUCUCCACAAGAAACUUGACAUGAGGAUCUUUGUCUCUCCAGAACCGACUUGCGUUCAUGCGCAAAAGCCACUUGUUGGGCGCGGAGAGGACGCGGAGGAAUCUGAAGUACGAGUCGAUUCUGUCAGGAAAUGUUCUUUAUGGACAAGGGAGAGCGAGUGAAAAGCCGGCUUCACACGUCAUUCCGAAGCGAGGAGAGAGAAGGACAAAAAAAAUAACAGCCCGCAGGGUUCAUUUUUCCACAACGGAAAUGAGAUCAGUGCCAUUGGCCGGCUGCACUUCUUACUAAAACAUGGUCGAUGUAGCUCCACGAGUGCAGAGCAGCACCGGGAUCUGAUACCCGCGGACCUGUGCACGCGCACAGCUUGUUAACUGUCAAUAGUAACAUGUUUGCCGGACUGAUGGGGCUGAAAUGUAGGAGCAACUCUGUGCUCCAGCACUGCGAAGUCAUGGAAGGUGGCAGAGCAUCAGGGACAGCUGGCAGCGCCGCUCGUAAGAGGCUCCACCGAAGGCCGGGCUACAUGAGAGGAGAGCAGUCCAGACUACAGAGCACCACUCACGGGCAGGAGGAGGAGGACGAGGACGAGGAGGAAGGGAGGACCACUUGUAUUAUGAAUGGAACAUCUGGUCGUCACGACAACAUCUUUGGGGCGACCAACGCACGGAUUGAGCAGCAUCCGGAUAAACUCAAAUGUAGCUCAUGGGAGAGUCUUCUCUCUUCCGUUACCCAUCCUCUUCCUCACGUGGACUACGGUGCCAGUACUGGUGCCUCCACCCUCUGGGGUCCCUCCUCUUUGCCCCAGAAGGAACUCCGGUUGAGCCCGGACACCCGGUCCUCACCGGAGGACUCCUUCAACUCCAGCUUCAGUUUUAUCCGGCAGUCCCUCAACUCCAGCCAGAGGACGGACGCCACCACUUCCCCACCGUCCUGGCAACCAGAACCACUGUGUCAGUCAACUGGAGCGCUCAGUCCGCCUGAAACUAAACCAGCAGCUUCGUCCGUUGGGCAGCGUGUCUCACAACAGGCAUCACCCGUCCAAUCACUGGCCUCCAGCAGCCGGGCGGAGCGGGAAGAGACGUCCCCGGGCGGGAGGUUUUGGCGGGAGCGUCUGUGGGAGACCACUGCGGACCUGCCCGACAGUGACUCACCAAGUGUGGACAUCGAGAUCACCGCCUCGCUGUCUGUGGACUCAGACACCGCCUCCGCCUCCUCCGUCACCUCCGGCUACGAGAGCGCUACGCCCGCCCCCGACCAUUGCUGGAACAACCUGGUGAAGAGGUACGAGGGCGUGCUGCAGGACUGCCUCCAAAACAACCGCGCCCACACCAAGAUUGAGUCCAUGAUGUUGAAGCUGCAGAGGCUUCAGCAGAAAGCCAUCCUGGAUGACGACUAUGACGCAGCUGAGCGUUUUGGGAAAAAGCUGGAGGAGCUGUGCCGGGAGCGGGCCGCCCUGAAGCUGGGUUUACCCUCCAGACAGCCCAGCGUGGAGGUUUUUCUGGAGCGGCUGAGACGGGUGGUGCACAGCGUCCUCCAGCGGGCGGAGUGCGGUCAGUGCAGGGAGACCGUCGGGCCUGAUGCAAGGGAGCGGCUCGACUCAUCGCGGGGGUCACUGCAGCGAAGAGACUGCCUGAUCCGAGAGAAGCGAAUGGUGGAGGAGGAGAUGGAAGAGCUGCAGCGAAGGCUGACGGAGCUGAAGGAGCGCAGCCGAUGCCUGGGGCAGCGGAUCCAGCAGGAGGAGCAGCAGGUGGAGGCCGAGGAGCUGGAGGGCUCCGUGCUGAGGAGCUGCACCGUGGCCCAGCUGCGCGACUUGAGCCGAACGCUGCAGGACCUCGUCGCCUCUGAAAGCCGCGCGCAGAUCUCCGUCUCUCCUUCGCCUUCCCUGCUCAGACUCCAAGAACAGCAGCAAGGAUUGAAUUUGUCCAUCAAGGAAGUCACUGCUAAAGUGGUCAUGAGUCAGAGGCUGGGCAGCAGCCUGCGGAGGAAAGCCAGCGAGACUGAGACUCAGCUUCUGGCUCUGCAUGAAGCCAAGCUGGCAGCCAUCUCGGGUAAUGACUUCAGCAGUGCCAAGGAGCUGAAGGCCGAGAUGAAGGCGGUGCUCCUGGAGAGGGACCGGCUGGACGCUCUGGCUAAGAGGCUGCACAGCCUCAGCUCGGGGAGCAGCCAGGAGCUGGGCAGGAUGAAGGCGCAGCGGCAGCAGCUCAGGGAGGAGCUGGCGCAGAGGGAGGCCCAGCACGAAAGCAGGCUCGAAGAGAACACUACCAAGUACGUCAAGUUAUUGGAGGACAGAUUGCACAGCUGUGGCUGUCCGGGCUUGGAUCGGAUCUGGGACGCCGACCUGGAGGCGUGUCACCUGUUCUUGCGAGGCCUCCAGCUGCGAACUCCCAGCUGCAGCGGAGGAGACAUCGAGGACCCCCCCCCUGCAGCGGUCCAUCCUCCAACCCGGCCAUGCACCAAAGAAGAAGAAGAAGAAGACUGUGCCAUGCUGACCGCACUAGGCGGGCGCUGGUGUCCCGACGCCAACUUGCAGAACUCAGAGUUCACGAAGAAAUUGGAGGAGUUUUUGUUCUGCAUGGAGGAGAAUCACCCCGAGGAUGGCUGCAGCGAGACGGCGGAGCUGACAGAGCGCUGCGAGCUCAUCAGUGACAGGCUUUUGACCUUGGAAGAUGAAUUGCAGACGGCCAUAGUGAAGCGGGAUCGUGCCCGUACCCAGUCGUUGGAGAAGGAGGUUCAGGAAGUAAAAGCCACUUUACAGACCAUGCUGGCACAGCUCAAAGAGGAAGAAGAGGGGGAAGAGGAAGUGAACGGGUUACACGAUGAUGACCUCAUGAGGAACGAGACUGCAGAAGAAGAGGAAGAAGAGGAAGAUGAAGACGAAGAAGACGAGGAGGAGGAGGAGGAGGAGGACCAGUACUUUAGUGACAGCUGGGGCGUUUGAAAUGGACUCAUGUAGGGUUUUAUGACCACUCACACACAGACACGCUCUGAGAGCCUGACCACAGCUUUGCAGCUGGAUCGACCUCUCAUCCAUUUACUGUAAAGCCUCACAAGCAGCCUCUGUGAUUCUGCUGAAUGCUUCCAGUACAAAGCGCCGGAGAACCCGCGGAACGCUUCAUCCGUCUAGAGACGGACAGACAUGAAGGAUUUUCAUUCAAUUACUAAAUAUAAGACACUUUAAUACAUUUUUCUCAAUCUUUACGUCAGCUAGGCACUUCUGUGUGUUUUCUGUACGAAUGGACUCCAGUUACGUGUCAUUUUAUCCAUGAAAUAACUACAUCUACACAAUGUGAGCUCACUUGAACACAAAAGCUCAUAUUUCCUACCGGUCUUAAAGCACUGCAUGCUGGGAGAGAAUACGAAAAUAUUCUUAUGCAUGUAGGAAAUAUUGAAGGAUAAAGUACCUGUGGAAUAUCAGUAAUUGUUUUGUAAAGUCUUUGUAACUGCCACUGAUAUGUUUUAUUGGACUUAAUAUCAGCACACAAUCUUCAUUCCACUGGGUGUCACGUCACUUUUGCCAGAAACACUUGCACCCAUUAAUCAGUUUUUUUUUUUAAUUGCCUGUGGAACUUGAACUCUCUGUAUCUUAUUUCAUAUUUAUUCCUCACGGCAUCUCACUAAUUACAGAGUGCACCGUU